Molecule: messenger RNA, 2160 nt
Organism: Psylliodes chrysocephalus
Lineage: Eukaryota; Metazoa; Arthropoda; Insecta; Coleoptera; Chrysomelidae
Source: the annotation of a GenBank genome assembly
UGUUGUAAGUUUAUUGGAUGCAAUUUUCGGAAUUUGGAGAGGAAAAUGGAUAAGUUUCUUAUUCAUCAAAUUAAAGAUUCCCAAGAGGAAAAUCAAAUAAAUAUUGAUUUUAAUGCUGAAAAUAUUGAGGUUGAGAUAGAUUCUCAAUUUGAAGAUGAUGAGGAGGAGGAGGAGGAUGGUGAUAACACUGAGAACCAUCAAAUAGUGCAUAAGAAAAGAAAACUCUAUAAGGCUAAAUUUAAUUGCAAAUGGCAAGAAUCGUUUUCUUGGAUCCGGUCAAACAAUGGUGUAGCUCACUGUAAGAUUUGUAAAAGAAAUAUUUCCGGUGGCAUAGUUCACUUAAAGAGGCAUGAAAAAACAAAGCGACAUUUAUCCAAAGUAAAAAUAGCUCAGUCAACCCCACAAUUGAUGAAUUUUCUCUCCUCGGAAUCCAAACCAACAAUAUCUGUAGACACAAAAAGAGCAGAAUUAAAAAUGAUUAUGUUCUUGGCAGAACAUAAUCUACCAUUUUUAAUCAUGGACCAUCUUCCAAAAUGUAUGGCAUCUGCAGGACAUGAUUCAAAUAUUUUAAAAAAUGUUAAAUGUGGUCGCACUAAAGCCACAAUGUAUUUACAAUCUUUCAAAGAUGAAUUUUCUAAAACUAUUUGUGAGCUUAUCAAGGGCCAAAAAUUUUCUAUAAUGAUUGAUGAGACAACAGUUAUAUCCACCAAAAAAUGUUUAGCACUUGUAAUCAGAUUUGCUAAUAAAAAAGCAAAUUGUGUAAAAGAUCAUUUUCUCGAUUUAAUUGAAAUUGAGCAGUGUACAGCUGAGGCAAUUACCAAUGAAAUUUUUAAUACAUUAAAAAAAUAUCAUUUGAAUGCUGCAGAUUUAAUAGGUUUUGCUGCUGAUAAUGCAGCUGUCAUGUCAGGUAAUAUUUCUGGGGUACAGGCACGAUUACGACAACAAAUUAAUCCAAAUCUUUUUGUAAUUGGGUGUGUCUGUCAUUCAAUGGCUUUAUGCUCAUCUGCCGCAGCUUCAAAACUGCCCAAACAAAUUGAAGAUUUUACCCGAGACUUGUACUCAUAUUUUUGUCAUAGUUCAAAACGUAUGAGUGAACUACAAAACUUUCAAGAGUUUAUUCAGCUUAAACCUAAGAAAUUAUUGCGCCCAAGUCAAACUAGAUGGUUGUCAUUAGAGCAGGUAGUAAAUAGAGUACUAGUAUUGUGGCCUACCUUAAUUCCGUUUUUCACCUUAGCAGCUGUAGAAGACAAUUUGCAAGCAGCAGCUACACUUUUAAAUUCACUUCUAAAUCCAAUAUAUAAAUUGUAUUUCUUAUUUUUAUCUUAUGUCUUAUCUUUAGUUAACAAAAUUAAUUUAGAAUUUCAAUCCGAGUCGCCCCAAUUGUUUGCACUAAAUUACAAAAUAAAUUCCCUGUUUAAAACCAUUACUAAAAACUUUAUGAAGAAAUCUUAUGUAGAUGAAUUUAACACUUUAAGAGCUAUUGACCCCUCAAAUCAAGCUGAAUAUUUACCUCUAAAUUCAAUAUAUGUAGGAGCAAAGAGUCAACUUCAUAUUGACGAGAAUACUCAAAUUAUCGAUGAAAAUUAUUUAAAUGAUUUUCGCAAAAAGUGUCUUGAUUAUUAUGUAGAAUUAAGUCAUCAAAUAAAAAAUCGUUUCACUAAUCUAACUGAGAGUUAUAAAAAUUUUGAAGUUUUAAACCCUGUCCUUGUUCUGAGCGGAACAGAAUCUAUAAUACCUCUUAUCAACCAGUUUCAAUUCAUUACUGAUUCUGAAAAAUUUGAAGAUAUUAGUAAUGAAUUUCGAAGUAUAUCUGAUUUACCAACUGAGAUAUGUGAAAAACUACAAUUAUUAGGAUUUGAAAAAUUUUGGUUCCAAAUUAUUAAUUUAAAAAAUGAGAUUAUUGAAAUAAUGUAUCCUCACUUAUCUCAGUUUAUAAGUGAUAUAUUGUGUUUUCCACAUUCUAGCGCAACAGUAGAGAGGAUAUUUUCUCAGCUCAAUUUAAUUAAAACCAAAACCCGCAAUACAUUAGGUAUUGAAAAUUGUAGCUAUUUAUUACAUUGCAAAGCUCUUUUGCAUAAAGGAAAUUGCAUAACAUGGUGUCCGUCACAAUCUAUGUUAAAAACCUGUAUAAAUUAUUCUUCAACUUCUAAAAAUGUAUGA